This is a messenger RNA of Chenopodium quinoa (quinoa), 522 nucleotides long. Its product is annotated as ubiquitin-fold modifier 1. Gene Ontology annotation, biological process: protein K69-linked ufmylation. Lineage: Eukaryota; Viridiplantae; Streptophyta; Magnoliopsida; Caryophyllales; Amaranthaceae. Bases 76 to 369 code for a protein of 97 amino acids. The transcript is spliced from 4 exons. The record is from RefSeq and is a predicted model, not a curated record. Gene Ontology annotation, cellular component: cytoplasm; nucleus.
GACUUAUAAAAUUGGAAAAGUAAACUUAAUUGAAACGCAGAGAAUUAAUCGAUUGAUCGGGUAAAGAAGAAAACAAUGGCGAGUGGAGCAGAAGGAGGAGGAGGCAAGGUGUCCUUCAAGAUAACACUGACUUCCGAUCCAAAGCUUCCUUUCAAAGUGUUUAGCGUGCCGGAAGCUGCCCCUUUCACCGCCGUCCUCAAAUUCGCCGCCGAGGAAUUUAAGGUCCCUCCUCAGACCAGCGCUAUCAUCACCAACGAUGGUGUUGGUAUCAAUCCUCAGCAAAGUGCAGGUAAUGUCUUCCUCAAACAUGGAUCUGAAUUGCGGCUGAUUCCCCGUGAUAGAGUUGGUACUCUGCAGACCUCCUUUUAGAUGAUCUUGUCAUAAUAAUGUACAACUCAGUUAUGCUGUCAGUGUAUCUAUUGUUUCGCAUCUUUGAUGUAAGAAAUUAACCUCUUGACCCAGAAUAAUGUAUUAGUUGCAAAUGAGAAAAAUGGAAGGUUUUGAAGUUUGGACAAAGUUUGA